Messenger RNA from Ziziphus jujuba (common jujube), 1227 nucleotides. Its product is annotated as putative invertase inhibitor. Gene Ontology annotation, molecular function: enzyme inhibitor activity. The record is from RefSeq and is a predicted model, not a curated record. The coding region runs from base 305 to 940 and encodes 211 amino acids. Lineage: Eukaryota; Viridiplantae; Streptophyta; Magnoliopsida; Rosales; Rhamnaceae. The transcript has a single exon.
UGAAGAUGGAAAAGUCUUUAAAAACAAAUUUAACAUGAAAAUUGACAAAUUAGAGGUCAAGACGUUCUUCAGUGGUAUUAUCACAACUCUCGAAUCAUGUUUAGUAGCAAUAUCAAAUCAAAUACAAUGGGUAGUGGGGUCCUGAGCUAAGCCUUGGCUAAAUCUUGGAGAUCUUAAUGCUAUAAUGGCUUUCAAAUCCUCCUCGCCAUUAUCCUACUGCAAUAAUUCUUGCAAAGAAGAAUGUUCAUGUUGUGGCAAUUCCACCCAAGGAACAAACUAAACACAUGGUGACAAAGUGACAACUAUGUGUUGUAUCUACUCUCAUCCAGUGCCUUCGCUAAAAAUUAAUGUUGUUGGUGAUUUGUUUCCAUAUAUAAUAUGUUGUCUUUGCCAAACUUGUUAUACCAAUCCAAAACAUUUUUGGGACCAAAAAGAAAUGGUGUUAUUUCGUCUUCUUGGUCUCUCGUUGUUCAUAUUCUUCUGCUGUGCCUCGGCUGCCAAGCAAACAGUACUUGCCAAAGAAGUAUGCAAGAAAACUUCAAAUUACACGUUCUGUGUUGAGUCUCUCUACGCAGACCCUCGUACCCCAAAAGCCAAUCGACAAACACUUGCUUACAUAACAUUUGGUUUGGCAUACCUCAAUGCCUCCAAAACACAGAAACUCAUAGCAGAGCUGCUUGAGAGCCAGCUUCUCCAGUUUCUUAAGAGGUGCAAGAAUGAUUAUGACAAGGCUGUCUCUAAGCUGGAAGGGGCUUACAAUGAUUUGAACUCCGAGACCUACUUUGAACUCGCUAAUGAUGCCAAUGAAGCUUCUGGUUAUGCUAAAGAUUGCGAAGCUGCUAUCAAUGGAAGACGUUCCAGCCUUACUCCUAGGAACCGGCAUUUGAAAGGCCUCUGUGAAAUCUGUGUUGUUGUGGCUAAACUGUUUACUGGGAAGUAGUACUUUAGUUAUCAUCAUCAUCGAUCAUCAGUUGAAAUUAGACUUAGAUAAAAUAUAAAUAAAUAAUUUGGAAUGUAAUUAAUCUUCAUAAUCUUUGUGUUGCUUUUGGAUGUUUCAUAAGUGACUUGAUGUUCAUAAGGGGAUGAUUAGCACCACACUUAUCCAAUCUCAUAAGCUAGACUGGUAAGUUGGUGAAUAUUUACAGUGUGUAUGCUUGUAGUUGAUGCUAUGGAUAAAAAAUAAUGGUUUCGUUGAAGAUCUAUGCACGGAAAGUUACUUUUAUGUUA